GGGUAAAAGCAAUGUCCCAAAAUCUAGGGUUCUAGCUCGUGAGGAAGGGGGAGAAUGUCGCACAUCCAGUGCCCAUACUGCAGCGGCCUGGAGGGACGAUGCACGCCAUCGGGCAGCGGCCGCUUCAUCACCGAGUGUAAGGCCUGCGCGCGCGUCGUCGAUGAGCGGCGCGUCCAGAUCCACGAGGUUUUCGUCGAGCGCGCCACGGACACGCCGCUGUGCAUCGUCACGCCGGAUUUCAGCGACAACGAGCGAUUCCGGGUGCCGCCGCUGGACGAUGAUCCGUUCGAGAGCAGUGGAUUCAUCACGGCAUUUAGCACUUGGUCGCUGGAAGCCACACCGCUCUUCACCAACACGACUAGCACGGUGUGUGGGCAUCUGGCCGAGCUGGAGAGAGUGAUGGCCGAGUACUAUCCGAAUGGAGGGGCCAAUCUCGCGGGAAGCUUGAAUCUGGUGGACAUGCUACGAGCGUACUUCCAGAUCGUGGAGGUGUCGUCGGUGCUGGGACUGGAGAGGGAUAGCUCCGAGCACGCCAUCCAGCUCUUCCGGGAUUGCUCCACCGCGACUUUGCUACGCAAUAGGAACAUCGAGGCUCUCGCUACAGCCGCGCUGGUGCAAGCUAGUCGUGAGGCGCAAGAGCCAAGAACUUUGCAGGAGAUCUCGGUGGCUGCCAACAUACCUCAGAAGGAAAUUGCUAGACACAUGAAGCUCCUGUCUGAUGCUCUUAAGCUAAGCCAGCCGAUCAACAGUAAUUCUAUCUCGGUUCACAUGCCCAGGUUUUGUAACUUGCUGCAGCUCAACAAGACGACUCAGGACCUGGCCUCCCAUAUAGGAGAAGUUGUGAUAAGCAAAAGCUUUUGCACCAGGAGAAAUCCUAUAAGCAUUUCAGCAGCAGCGAUAUACUUGGCUUGUCAGCUGGAAGACAAGCGUAAAACUCAGACCGAGAUUUGUAAAGCCACCGGGCUCACUGAAGUUACUCUACGCAAGGUUUACAAGGAACUGCUCGAGAACUUGGACGACCUGAUGCCUAAAGACUACACUCCAGCCGUUCCUCCGGAGAAGGCUUUCCCAGUAACUACAGGGCUCCGGGUUUCCACUAUCUCCAAGCCUUCAGUCGAAAGCCAGGGCUCUGGAGUGGGAAUCGACUCGAGCUCAGGUGCUACAGUUUUGGCUGGUGGUGGAUUCGCGAGCAUGCAAUCCUCCGGGGCAUCAUUCCGGAUGCCAUCAACAGCCGCAGCAGCGGCAGCACAAAUCCCUCCUCAUCUCCGCUCGUUAUCCGCGGCGUCCUCCUCGGCACCCGUGUACGUGAGGCCUCCAGGGAACGUCUUCAUGAUGCCUCCGACCAUGUCGAGCUCGGUGACGCCUCUGGCCUUUCUCGGCGGCGAAGCAAGCAGGGAAGCAGAGAAACCAAAGACAGGCCUGCGAACUGAUAAGUUCGAUGUGGAUCUCAACGCAGGGUACGUCUCUCCGUCUACAAGUCCCCGAGAAGCCGAGAAUCCUCCUCAGUCCUCGUUUAGCUACAGCACAGCCGCAGCAACGCCGCCACCGUUUCCUGCAACGACGGCGACCAAGCCCGAGAGACGGCCAUCUCUGCACGAUCUUAACAUGGUUCCAACCAUGGACGACGAUGAGAUUGUGGAGCUGGAUAUGUUUGAGAGGAAGCCGCCGGGUCCAGACUUGAAUGGCGCUCCUCAAGCUGCUGGAGAUCACCACCAGGAUUCGAGUGGUAAGUUGGGAGCCAUGCCGUUUAUGUGGGGAGGACCCCAUGGUUUCCCGGCUGCGGCUCCAAAGAAGCAGGAAGCAGUGGCUGCAGCUCCAUGGCUUUUCAACGCGCUAGAAAAAUCCUCACAGGAAGUCAAGAGUGAGGAGAAGAUUGCCAAGCGUGAUGAGAAGCAAACCUUGUAAAAAGCAAAAGUUACAUCAACUAAGCUCAAGAACACUCGCAAAUUC
This is a messenger RNA of Selaginella moellendorffii, 1950 nucleotides long. Its product is annotated as plant-specific TFIIB-related protein 1. Gene Ontology annotation, molecular function: TBP-class protein binding. The transcript is spliced from 4 exons. Gene Ontology annotation, biological process: DNA-templated transcription initiation; transcription preinitiation complex assembly. Bases 55 to 1905 code for a protein of 616 amino acids. Gene Ontology annotation, cellular component: nucleus; transcription preinitiation complex. The record is from RefSeq and is a predicted model, not a curated record. NCBI's taxonomy places the organism in Eukaryota, Viridiplantae, Streptophyta, Lycopodiopsida, Selaginellales, Selaginellaceae.